CACCCCACCACAGCACAGAACGAUGUCUCCGCAUUUCGACGAGGUGCAAUCAGACCUCCGCGCGAAUCCAGAAACGAAAUGGGGGUUUGUCAUAUUCCGCUGCACAUACGGCGACGAUGCAGCCUGGGAGCGUAUGAUGAGCCGACUCAACACCCAAACAAGAAACGCGCUUGAGCUGGAGGGUGCCUCUGAUCUGUUUCCGCGCAUUGACUGGGCGGUGCAGGAGAACCCCGCCUGGGACGAAGCUGGGCCAAAAUUCAUCAAGCAGCGGUUUGUCGAGUGGAAGAACGCGAACUUUCCCGAUGGACGCGGCGGCCCACGAUCAUACGGCUGCAUCAUGAUCGACAAACAGAGCCUUGACACGCUGCAGCAUGAAUACACGCCGCCAGAAGACGAGUUCGACGUGCAUGGCUGGAGCUGGAUCUGGAUGAUAUCGAGCAGUGCAGGCGAGAGGACGACGCGCGUUGGUAUUAGUUAUGUGAUGCCCCGCGCGUGGUUGUUGUUGGACAGACCUGGGUGGGGCGCGAUUUACGAUGGCGGGGCCGUAGUCACACCCUGACGUACGGGUGACGAUUAGCACCUGCCUAUUAUGUAGUCGGAAAUCAAAUCGAAAUCACAAAACCACGAUUGUCCUACCUAUGAGUUUAACGCAC
Messenger RNA from Boeremia exigua, 653 nucleotides. RefSeq lists its product as uncharacterized. Bases 23 to 559 code for a protein of 178 amino acids. Lineage: Eukaryota; Fungi; Ascomycota; Dothideomycetes; Pleosporales; Didymellaceae. The record is from RefSeq and is a predicted model, not a curated record. The transcript has 2 exons.